CUCUAUCUCAUUCACCCUCUCUAUCUCAUUCCCUCUCUAUCUCAUUCCCUCUAUCUCAUUCCCUCUCUCUCAUUCACCCUCUCUAUCUCAUCCCCCCCCCCUCUCGAAUUCUCGCUCGAGCCGCGAGUGUGCCGGCCUGGCCAUGUUCGCCAACAGGAAUCGCAAGCGCCGAGGAGGCAGUGGAGGAGGAGGCAGUGGAGGAGGCAGUGGAGGAGGAGGAGGCAGUGGAGGCGGCUUCUAUGAGGCGUCCGGAUCCUCGCGAAACUACGACACGGACGGCAACGACCUCAGCAGCGGCGGCGGAAACUUCUCCUCGUCGUCUUACUCCAAUUUCCAGGGCUCUGGUGGUGGCGGCGGAGGAGGAGGAAGCUCCUCGUCUCAGCGCGGCCCUGGGCCGUCGGGGCCGCCGGGUCUGCGUGCGACAGAGCGAGAGUUCUCCCAGCGCUGCCGACUCUUCGUGGGCAACUUGCCCAGCGACACCGGGGAGGCCGACUUCCUGGCCCUCUUCCGGCGCUACGGAGAUGCGGCCGAGGCCUUCGUCAGCAAGGGCAAGGGCUUCGGAUUCAUCCGCCUGCGUACGAGGAUGCUGGCCGAGAUGGCCAAGGCGGAGUUGGACGGGACGAUCGUGCGGAGCCGCGAGCUCCGUGUGAGGUUCGCGACGCACAGCGGUGCCCUCCGAGUACGCAACCUCUCCCCACAGGUCACCAACGAGCUGCUCGAGGAGGCCUUCUCUGUUUUUGGCCAGCUGGAGAGAGCCAUCGUGAUCGUCGACGACCGUGGGCGCUCCACGGGGAGAGGCAUCGUGGAGUUUGCCUCCAAGCAGAGCGCCAAGAAAGCCCUCGACCGCUGCAGGGAGAGCAACUACCUCCUCACCUCGUCUCUGCGCCCGGUGCUUGUGGAGCCUCUGGAGCAUCUGGAUGAAGAUGGAAUCCUCGACAAACACCUCCAGAAGCACCCCCAGUAUUCCAAAGAGAGGGAGUGUGCCCCACGCUUUGCCCAGCCCGGUACGUUUGAGUACGAGUAUGCAAUGCGCUGGAAGGCGCUGGAGCAGAUGGAGCGUCAGCAGAAGGAGACGGUGGAGCUGAACGUUCGCGAGGCGGCCGAGCGGCUGGAGCUCGACGUGGAGGGUGCCCACGUGGAGCACCAGGCCAUGCUGAUGAGGCAGGAUUUGAUGCGCCGUGAGGAGGAGCUGAGACGAUUUGAGGAAAUGCGAAACUCAGAGGCACAGAAACGCAAGAUGAUGGAGAUGAGGUACGAGGAGGAGCGUAAACGCCGUGAGGAAGAGCUGCUGAAGAAGCAGAAGGAGCAGGAAGAGCGAUUCAGAGCCAAGUUCGCAGAGCACGGGGUCCAGCAGCCAAGGGAACAAGUUCCUGGAAUGAAUCAAGGAAGACAGGAGGGCUUUGUGGGAGGGGGAGGAGGAGGGCUGCCCGGUAACCAUGGCAACCAGCCGGGCUUCAACAUCAACUUUGGGCAGUUCGCCAACCCCCAGGUUCCCCAGAUGGGAGUGAACCCAGGCUUUGGACCCAGAGCCGAUUCCACGGAGUUUGAAGCUAAAAGAGCUCGAUUCUGAUACACACAGAUACACACUGAUACACACUGAUACUUACAGACACACUGAUACACCGAUACUUACAGACACACACAUACACACUGAUACUUACAGACACACACAUACACACUGAUACUUGCAGAU
This is a messenger RNA of Petromyzon marinus (sea lamprey), 1693 nucleotides long. The record is from RefSeq and is a predicted model, not a curated record. Lineage: Eukaryota; Metazoa; Chordata; Hyperoartia; Petromyzontiformes; Petromyzontidae.